AUGGCUGGUCUGUCGCUGGCCUCUCGGGGCGUCCACGCGGACGACAACAUUGCUGUGCACCGGGCGGUGGCUCCGGCUAUGCAUGUCAGCACCACGUUCCGAUACAGCGACGACCCAGAUCUCCUGAAGCCGUUGGAGUACACUGAUCCCGAUGCCCCCCUAGAUUCUCACGUCUACUCCCGCUACUCCGCCCCCAACACCACUCGCCUCGAGGCCAUCCUCACUUCCCUCCUGGGUGCCCCCUCGCUGACCUACGGCUCCGGCCUCUCUGCCUUCCAUGCCAUGCUCGUUCACCUCAACCCUAAGCGAAUCGCCAUUGGCGAAGGCUAUCACGGCUGUCAUGGUGUCAUCAAGGUCCUCUCCCGUCUCACGGGGCUCCAGCAGCUACCCCUCGACUGUGCCGUCGAGGACCUUCAACCCGGCGAUGUCAUCCACGUCGAGACGCCCCUGAACCCCACGGGCGAGGCCCGCGAUCUCGCUGCAUAUGCUGAGAAGGCUCGUAAGGCUGGCGCCUACCUCACCGUCGAUGCGACGUUUGCACCGCCCCCGCUGCAGAACCCCUUCCAGUACGACGUCGACGUCGUCAUGCACAGCGGCACCAAGUAUAUUGGCGGCCACUCUGACCUUCUGUGCGGCGUGCUGGCUGUCAACCCCAAGCAUGAGGGCUGGAUCAACUCUCUGCGUGACGACCGACUUGUCCUCGGCUCCGUCAUGGGCAGCCUUGAGGGCUGGCUGGGCAUCCGUUCGCUGCGUACAUUCGAGCUGCGAGUCACGCGCCAGAGUGCCACGGCCUCCGCAGUCGUCGCUUGGUUGGCCGAGCAGCAGCGAGACCCAUCCUCGGUGGUGAAUGCUCUCGUUGAGCGCAUCCAGCAUGCUAGUCUGCAGCCUGAAGCAGCCGUCGAGGAUAGCUGGCUGCGGCGCCAGAUGCCGGGCGGCUGGGGCCCCGUUUUCUCCAUAUAUCUCAAGGAUGAAGACGCAGCAAAGCGGCUGCCCAGCAAGUUGCAUCUAUUCCACCACGCCACGAGCCUGGGUGGUGUGGAGAGUCUCAUUGAGUGGCGCGCCAUGACAGAUGCUGGCGUCGACAAGCGGCUUUUGCGUGUAAGCAUUGGCGUCGAGGGACUGGAUGAUAUCAAGCAUGACCUGCUCCAGGGCCUGGAGGCUCUGAGAAAGGAAAAUGGUGGGAAAUAA
Molecule: messenger RNA, 1188 nt
Organism: Ilyonectria robusta
Lineage: Eukaryota; Fungi; Ascomycota; Sordariomycetes; Hypocreales; Nectriaceae
Product: Cys/Met metabolism PLP-dependent enzyme-domain-containing protein
Exons: 2
Coding region: 1-1188 (395 amino acids)
Biological process (GO): transsulfuration
Cellular component (GO): cytoplasm
Molecular function (GO): pyridoxal phosphate binding; carbon-sulfur lyase activity
Source: RefSeq, a predicted model, not a curated record